ACAACACUACGGCCAGACAGUGGCAGUCGUGUGUUUAGAAAGUAGCAGCUCAGCAGCAGAGUCGUUCCGGAGAAGAAGAUGGACUGUUGACAAGGGAAAAGCCUUGUGGCUAACUCGAGAUAUUAAACUAACGUUACUUGAGUAGAUUUUGUCGCUAAAUAUUUGAAGUGUUUUAAGUGGUGGUGUUUUCUGAAGGGUGCUGUCGAAAAUGAUCCUUACUGUGAAACCUCUCCAAGGAAAAGAAUGCAGUGUUCAGGUGAGUGAAGGUAGCUUCCUGCUAACUGUUAGCCAGCCUCGCUAACGCUAGCUUAGCAUCACCCGGUCUGUGAGAUAUUAGCGAAGAGCGACACGGACCUCUUACAUUAGGAGUUAUUUACAAGUUAAAAUGCUUGAAAAUGGUGUUUGUGACUUCAGUUUUGAUGAGUUAGUCUACACUAUAGUUUUUCGCAACGAUUAUCAUUUUGUAAUGCAAAGUCACGUUUGGCUCAUUCAUAAAUCAACCUCAAACAUCCUGUUAGCUGUGACAGAGACACAAGCAGAGUCUCAGCCCUGUCCUGGUAUUUGUCUUACAGCUUUACCACAGACUAGACUUUCUGUAAGAUUCUUAAGUUUCAGGUUUUCUUUUUACAUGAUCAGAGAUUGUGGUGGUUGUUGCACUUUACAUGUAUGAUUGUGGACAUAGUGGAUGGUGACAUUGAACUGGAGUGUAUCAUAUUUAAAGGUGUGCCUUACAUUUGGUCAACUUAAUGCUGAUUAUGUCCUCUUCACCAACUUAGUGUUUUCAACAAAAAAAGUGGCAUCUUGUUCACCUCAUCUACCCUAUGACAGCAGUCCCAGACCAUAAAAAAAGUAGACAGUAACAAUCAUUUUUGUUCCUGAUGCUCUCUUACAUUUUUGCAUGUCAUUGGUGUAGGGCUGGGCGAUAAAACAAUGUAUAUCGAAAAUUAAUUUCCCUCAAUAUCAAUAUAAAAACAUGGUCAGUAUCCUUUCGAUAGUCGGCAUCCUGACAUGUUUUGGUAGACUAUAUGAAUAGCCAAUGAAAAGGGGAGUUUCUCCGCUUCAAGCUGAAACAAUCAUGUGCUGAAUUAGGACCGAGUUGCAAACAACUGCGUAGAAGCAGGCUGCAGCUACACACAAUCAACCAUAGCACUUAAACACGUGAAACUGACAGCACUGUUGGUGAGAAAAAAGGAAAAUGAGUGCUAACCCCAGCAGAAAUGUAGAUGAAGGCUAAACAGAUGACAACAUAAUCGACAACACUGACAUGAAAUCGUCAGUGGUGUGGAGGUAAUUUUGUUUUAUGAGGUCGGACAUAAGGCAAAGUAAUGUGCACUGCAAAUUAUUUCAAGUACUUGUUCUCGCAAAGUCGGGGAAUACCUCAAAUCUUUUUCAUUACAAAACGUCGAAGAGACACUAAGACUUCACAGAUGCAGUAGCUUUUUGUAUUGCAAAAGACAUGCUACCAAUAAGCACUGUUAAAUUUCAUUUUUUAUAUCGUGAUAUAUAUCGAUAUAGACUGAUAUGGAAAAAUAUAUUGAAAUAAACUUUUUCCCCAUAUCACCCAGCCCUACAUAGGUGUAGAUAUCAUUCUGUUGCUUAGCUGGAUAAAAAUUCCACACAGGAGCUUAAAUCUUCUGUUAUCAAAAACAUGUUGUGUUUUACUCAAUUCUGCUUUGAAUAUAAGAAACAGUCUUUCAAGUAAAAGCAUCCAAACAUGUCUGAUAACCUCAGUGUUGAGACAGCUCAUGAAACAAAUACCGGCUUCUUUUUUAUUAUUAUUAUUAAACUCCUAUUCACCUCCCAUUCAUCCGCACAAAUGUCUUUUUGUUUGUGAGUUUUUAUUUAUAGCUGAUAUCAAGGAAGAAUUUCAUCUCUUCUUUGUAACUCUGCUCUUAGAUGCUCCUCAGCAAUACAGAUAGGGUACUUGAAAUAUUCUCUUUUUGUUAAAACAAAAUGCUUCUAUUGAUCAUUGUACGUGCAACGCUACUUUGAUGAUCUUUCAGGUGACUGAGGAUGAAAAGGUAUCUAGAGUAAAGGAGCUAGUGUCUGAACGUCUCAACAUACCAGCAAACCAACAACGCCUGCUCUAUAAAGGGAAAGCACUUGCAGGUAAGUUUGACAACACUCUGAUUUUUCAUCACCAUUAUGCAGAACUGUAAUUGCUUCAACCACAGAUCUAUUUAGUAUAUUGAUUAAUCAUUUAAAUUUCUGAUGAUUGCAUGCGUACUUUAUUUCCUUCAUCAGACGAACACAGAUUGAGUGAUUACUCCAUUGGGCCAGAGGCUAAAUUGAAUCUGGUAAUCCGUCCCAUGGGGGAGAGGACUGGAGCGCAGGGGAUGGCUGCUAGCAGCAGCAGCAGCAACCAAGGAAGAGUGUGGCAGACUGUGUCCAUGAUUCUCGCGAGACAUUUUAGUCCAGCAGAUGCGGCUAAAGUUCAGGAACAGCUUAUCAAGGUAUUUUGGACAGUCUGUUUUAAGAAGAUUGUUUAUAUUUUCAAAUCUUUUCUGUUUUUACCUGUAGAGCCUGGAGACUUGAAAACUCAAAACUUACGGCAUUAGAUAUAUUUACAUUUAAAAACUUUGGUCCUGAAUCUUUGUGUUGAAUAUAUAUAGAUUGUUAGUCAAAAGGAAGUGUAAUUUUAAUAUUUUCCGCUAGCGUCUGAUGUUUUACUCCUCUUUCUGUCAGCAUACUUGCUUAAUAGACAGGAGUGUCCAAAGCUACAUUCAUAUUAGCAUUUUAAGUCCCCAGCAUUUAAAUAUCACUUAUCCAGUUUCAGUGUAAUGAUGAUUUUUUUAUCUGAAACUCAUCAGUUAAGAACCACUCCACUACCAUCUAGUGGUUACUUGAAAAUAAUCGUACAACCAACCCGUCAACUGAGAGGGUUUGGAAAUUACCGAAAAUUUUUACAAGGUUUAUUUUAUUUUAUUUUUUUCAUGUUGUAAACCUUUACAGUCUGUGUCACUUAUGGAAGUCCGUUAUAGUGCAGAGCUUAAUAAUAAGAAAACAGAUGCUGUCCUCAUUUUAUCAGUUAAAAACUGUUUAUAUUAAGAUUGUAUAAAGUAUACAGCACAAGGUAGCACAAAACUUGCAACUGGAUACUCACAAGUAUUUAUCUAUUCUGGACAGUUUUCUAUUUGAAACACACAUUUUAUUAUUAUUAUUAUUAUUAUUAUUAUUGUUAUUAUUAUUAUUAUUAAUAUUAUUAUUAUUAUUAUUAUCAUUAUUAUUAAAUGGCAACCUUUCACAGAUAAUUUUCUUGCUAAAAUGGCUAGAACCUCUACACCUUUUCAUUUUAGGGGGAGAUAGCCUGUUGACAAAUUAGGACAUAGCUAACAAUUCAUCUGUCUAUGGGACAGAUGCUGUCUAAGCAUUAAUAGCUGCCAACACUGGCCAUAGACUAAACAGUUUGAUUGUAUAGAAAAGUAGGAUUAUCCUAUUUGUACCACGGUAUGCCAUUCAGAGUAAAACAAUACCCCUCCAUAAGAGGAUUAUAAAGAUAAUUUGAGUAAUAUAUAUUAACUCUUGUUCACUCAUAUUCUUUUCUUUUCUUCAAGGACUAUGAGCGUUCACUACGGCAACUUAGUCUAGAUGACAUCGAGCGCUUGGCGGGAAGGCUGCUUCACCCUGACGGCGAGGGAAUGGACACCUCAUACAUGGACUAAGAAUUAUUAUUUAUUAUGAUUGUCUUUUGAGCGGCUCUCAGUGCUUUGAAGUGUUUACACUUCUUAGAGCGUGAGAGAUUUCUUGCAGAGGGCCCCAGCUGUGUGCUUGAUCAGUUGCUUAGUGAACAAAUAAAGCACUGACUGUUGAUUAUCUCAGCAUCAGGGCAUCCUUAUCCAUGAUCAACAGGUUUGGGUAAGGAAAUAUUACCACUUUUUAACUGGUCUGCGUUAUUGAUGCAGCAGUCAUUGACUUAAGGUCUGAUGAACAUAGGGAUCCACUUGUAUUAUUGGGUUUUUGCAAGAUAUUUUGCCACGGCUCCUGGACACACUAGCUUGUACUGGCAAGUAUUAGUAUGAUGACUGGGUCUUUUCAGCUGAUUGUGAGAAGGUGAUACAUGUCUCAUUCUUUAACUGAUUCUCAUUGUGUGAUUUGUAAAUAUCAUCUUUAUAUAUACAAACAUUAAAACACAGUUUAAAAACAGA
This is a messenger RNA of Xyrichtys novacula (pearly razorfish), 4145 nucleotides long. Lineage: Eukaryota; Metazoa; Chordata; Actinopteri; Labriformes; Labridae. The record is from the annotation of a GenBank genome assembly.